This is a messenger RNA of Nasonia vitripennis (jewel wasp), 1200 nucleotides long. Its product is annotated as protein PBDC1. The coding region runs from base 574 to 1083 and encodes 169 amino acids. The record is from RefSeq and is a predicted model, not a curated record. Gene Ontology annotation, cellular component: cytoplasm. The transcript has 4 exons. NCBI's taxonomy places the organism in Eukaryota, Metazoa, Arthropoda, Insecta, Hymenoptera, Pteromalidae.
GGUUGUAACCACAAACUCACUUAGCUGUGGUCCAUUCCGUGUUUGUUACGAUUUCUUUCAAAACCGCGAUCGUCGCUAUCACUAUCUCGUAGGUGCCUUUGAUAUCGCUAAAAUAACGUCAGUUAUUAAAAUUUGGGAGGGAAAAUUAUUCAUAAGCCAGGCUCGCGUGCGAAAAAAGGGUGUUUUUAGGUUUUGUUUACAUGCUACGAACUCACCCAUAAUUUAUGCUCCUAGCGAGUUUCACAACGCUCUCGUGAACCUUAUCCUCGGACAAGAUCAUCUUUACCGCAUCAAGUUCCGGAUAUUCUUCCUGGUUCCGAGUAUUGUAUAUAAAAUUUGUUUCAAUCUGUUCGGAAACAGAGAGAAAGACUUCGGAACUGAUGGCUGAUGACACUCGCGUUUCAGGUUAGGUUAGUUAUGGUAGUGUGUAUAUAUAUAUAUAUAUAUAUAUAUAUGCCAUAUGUGCGUGGACUGUUGCUGAAUUUUUCACGUGUUUGUUGUGCUCCGAAAUUGCAGACGAUUAAAAAUUCGAAAAUAGAAGUCUAGAUAAGAGUUUGUUGGAUUUUUGAAGACAUGGCUAAAAUUGAGGAUGUCUCAGCGGAUCAACUGUUGGCUGGGUCAAGUAUCUUAUCCAGACCCGCAGAAGAAUUCGAAAAUGAUCAAACUAUUGAAGCUAUGUGGGCCAUGAAGGCAUUUGAACAUGCUGAAGUGUACUUCAAUAUUUUGUGUUCAGUCGACCCCAAACUCUUAAAGCUCACACCUCACGACGAUCAGAUUUAUCAGACCUUCAGAGAAUUCUUUAAAGACCUUAAAGUCGACGUGAUAAACGAAGACGAACUUAAGUCAGAAGCAGGCAAAGCCAGGUGGCGACCUUUCUGCGAGCAAUUCAAGGAUGUCGUCGAGGAUUACAGCUUCGGUACAUUGUUGCGCGCCGACUGUAGCAAAGAUUACUCCCAGGAGAACAGUAUUCUGACCUCUAGGAUACAGUUCUACGCCAUUGAACUGGCCAGAAACAGAGAGGGUUUCAAUGACCAGAUCAGGCAAAAGUUCAAGCCAAAGAAGCUUGAAAAAGCUAAGCCAUAAGACUUGUGUAUAUGAAACGUACUAAUUCGACUUGAUAUAUUUGAUACUAUAAUAAUCGUACUGCCUUGUAUACUUUUGAAUAAACGAUUCGUAACGAGAGAUUUCUUAAAAAAAAAA